Messenger RNA from Exophiala bonariae, 807 nucleotides. RefSeq lists its product as uncharacterized. Gene Ontology annotation, cellular component: trans-Golgi network; endosome. The coding region runs from base 1 to 807 and encodes 268 amino acids. NCBI's taxonomy places the organism in Eukaryota, Fungi, Ascomycota, Eurotiomycetes, Chaetothyriales, Herpotrichiellaceae. Gene Ontology annotation, biological process: phospholipid translocation; retrograde transport, endosome to Golgi. The record is from RefSeq and is a predicted model, not a curated record. The transcript is spliced from 4 exons.
AUGUUUCAAUUUCUAUCAGUCGUCAUCGAUUACUUCGCGCCUCUGUUUCUCGUUGUUUCGCCCAUAACCUCAUAUGCCGACCAAAUUGCGUCGAUACACCGGCGCAAGUCGAGCGAUGGCUUCUCCCUCGACAUCCCCCUGAUUAUGCUCCUCGCAUCCAUCCUCAAAGUCUUCUACUGGUUUGGAGCAUACUACGAUAAAUCCCUACUCCUGCAGGCAUGCCUGAUGAUCAUCGUCCAACUCGUCCUGUUGAAAGUGGCACUCGACAAUAAAGCGCCCACGGGCGUAAGAGAUGGAGUUGAGCACACUCCUUUUCAUGGCUACACGGCCUCCAGCGGCAUUCAGGAUCUGUUGGAAGGACGCAGGCCUUAUGAUUUCUGGCGUUGGGGCAGUUCCAAACCUUAUUUUCAGUUUCUGGCCUACUUCGCCGCAGGCCUUCUUGCCGUCCACGUCCUGCUCCCGUGGGUAUCGGGAUCGCCUGCGUAUAUCUCGUUGCUCGGAUAUGUUGGACUAGCCAUUGAAGCGAUCUUGCCGCUGCCACAGAUCUGGAAGAACCACAACGCGCGAUCGUGCAAGGGGUUCCGCCUUUCCGUCAUUAUAAAUUGGCUGGCGGGCGAUGCGAUGAAGAUGAGCUAUUUCUUCCUCAGCAGCCAGGUCGUGCCGUGGCCAUUCCGCCUGUGCGGAAUCUUCCAGGCAUGCUGUGAUUCCUAUCUCGGGUUGCAAUUCUACAUGUAUGGGGAGGGACCUACGAUUGGCGGCCCGGAUAUCCCCAUGAGCAUGACUGGCAAGACCGGAUUCUCGGGUUGA